Vicia faba (fava bean) is the source of this 1077-nucleotide messenger RNA. NCBI's taxonomy places the organism in Eukaryota, Viridiplantae, Streptophyta, Magnoliopsida, Fabales, Fabaceae. The record is from the annotation of a GenBank genome assembly.
AUGAAAUCACUCUUUCAUCAUGAAGUAAUUUGUUGGUGUUCUUUCAUAGCCAUCCUCUUACAACACGUUUCUUCUGUGAAUCUACCAAACAAUGAAACAGUGCCAGCAGUUUUUGUGUUUGGUGACUCUUUAGUUGAUCCAGGAAACAACAACUAUGUCACCACUAUUGUCAAAUGUAAUUUUCCACCAUAUGGUAGAGAUUUUCAAGGAGGAAAUCCAACUGGUAGAUUCAGCAAUGGUGUAGUCCCAUCAGACAUCAUUGCUGAAAAAUUUGAAGUCAAGAAGAUUUUACCUGCCUAUCUUGAUCCUAAUUUGCAACUUCAUGAUCUCCUCACUGGUGUAAGCUUUGCCUCAGGUGGUGCUGGAUAUGAUCCUCUAACCUCCAAAAUAAUGUCUGUGAAGUCAUUAUCAGAUCAAUUAGAAUGGUUCAAGGAAUACAAGAAGAAGAUGGAGGAAGCAGUUGGAAAAAAGAAUAUGACAUUGAUAAUAUCAAAGAGCAUAUACAUAGUAUGUAUAGGAAGUGAUGACAUUGCUAAUACUUAUACUCAAACACCAUUCAGGCGCGUCCAAUAUGAUAUUCCAGCAUACACGGAUUUCAUGGCUUCUGAAGCCUCAAAAUUCUUACAAGAACUAUAUGGAGAAGGAGGUAGAAGGAUUGGAGUAUUCAAUAUACCCGUUAUAGGGUGUGUCCCUUCACAAAGAACACUCAAUGGAGGCAUUUUUAGAGAAUGUUCAAACACUUCUAAUAAUGCAGCAAAACUCUUCAACAAUAAGCUCUACUUGAGAAUGAAAAAACUUGAGAGAAACUAUUCAGAUGCUAAAUUUGUGUAUCUUGAUUGUUACAAUCCAUUCUUGGAGAUCAUUCAAAAUCCUUCUAAGUAUGGUUUCAAUGAGACAGAAAAAGGAUGCUGUGGUACAGGGAAUAUAGAAGUUGGAAUAUUGUGCAAUCGUUUCAGCAUAAACACAUGUUCAAAUCCUUCAGAUUAUGUGUUUUGGGAUAGUUAUCAUCCUACUGAGAAGGCUUAUUAUGCACUUAGUGCACUUGUGCUUGAUAACAAAAUCAAGGACUUUUUCUAA